CGUUCCAUCGUUCGUGGUGGAACGAUCCGAGAUUAAAAUUCAACACCUCAAUUGGAGCCAUCACUUACACAAAGCCACCAGCUGAUUUCAUCUGGAUUCCUGAUGGUGCUGUAACUAACGCAAAGAAGAUUGAGCGAUUUGUCACAUCUGUGCGUACGGUGUUAAGUCCAAACGGAGACGUUUAUGUUUCGCAAAGGAUGAAAGCGAUUUGUUCAUGUCCAAUGGACCUUAAAGAGUUCCCAAUGGAUACGCAGAAAUGUCCUUUCUAUAUGGAAAGUUUUAGUUACAAGUCAAAAGAUAUGGAACUUGUGUGGCAUAAAACACCAAUCAUCAAAGAAAACGCCGACCUGGAAGGAUACGUGCUUGAUAAUAUCGAAUCUACAAGUUAUCUGAAGAGUUACCUUAUAAAUAAUGUUACAGAGAAUUACAACAAUUUAGUGUUAACCUUCGUCGUUGACAGAACCUUUGCGUUUUAUUUUUAUCGUAUGUACGCUCCCACUGUUGUGCUGAUGGUGUUUAACUUUGGUUCCUUCUGGAUCCCACCAUCUGCUGUGCCAGCUCGUGUAGCACUCAUUGUCACUACUUUAUUGACCAAUGUUGUCAUACUGCAGAGUGUUACAGAACAGAUUGUGAAAGUUGAAUAUGUAACAGCUAUGCAGUUGUUUUUGUUGAUCAACAUUUUAUUUGUGUUGCUUGCUGUCGUGGAGUAUUUAGUUGUGUUGGCUUUAGAAAAAAGAAAAACUCAGCAACAAUCAACAGAGAAAGAGAAGACCAAACCAUCAGGCUUUAUAAACAAAACAUUUAAGUCAGAUGUUCAAAACGAAAAUACAAUAACUGCACAACCAGUUGAAGAGGAACAUUCUCCACAGCAUUCCGAAUUAAAACAUUUUAAUGCACAAAAGAUUGAUCAUUGGUCUCGAUUAAUCCAUCCUCUGCUUUACUGCAUAUUCUGCGCUAUAUAUUUUGGCUAUUACAAAAGAUAAAUCAGACAAUUCAAGUAUUACCAGAGUUAGGCUUGCUAGUAAAGGCAACAUUGGAAUUUUUAAAAACAAUAAGAUUUGUAGUUUGUUAAUAAUUUGUUAUAUAUUUAUAUUCAAUAUAUUCAAAGUUUAGAUUUGAAAAUGGCACAGUCCAGACAUGUUGAAAUAUCAUCGUAAAUAAAAUAGUUAUGAAGGAACUUUCAUAGAAAGAAAAACUCAAAAAAUUGUGACAAAUGUGUUGAAAAUGCGUUGUAUAUAAUUUUUAAAGUUUAUUCAACCAAUCCUGAGGCUGCUACGCCCUGCACAGCAUUCGUGUGGUGAAGAUUUCGAGUGCACUCUUUACUGUGAAAAAAGGCGUAAUGCAGAAAAUAUUUAGGAAUGUAUAGAUGGUUACAAUUUAAAACGUUUUUUUUAUUUCUUCUGAGCAAUGAAUUCCGUAGCUACUAAACGUCUAUUGUACUAAUUAUAAUGCAUGGAUAACUAUGAUAGUAAAACAUAUUUGUUAAGUUU
Molecule: messenger RNA, 1490 nt
Organism: Hydractinia symbiolongicarpus
Lineage: Eukaryota; Metazoa; Cnidaria; Hydrozoa; Anthoathecata; Hydractiniidae
Product: gamma-aminobutyric acid receptor subunit rho-3-like
Exons: 5
Coding region: 198-983 (261 amino acids)
Biological process (GO): chemical synaptic transmission; chloride transmembrane transport; regulation of membrane potential
Cellular component (GO): membrane; neuron projection; synapse
Molecular function (GO): neurotransmitter receptor activity; chloride channel activity; extracellular ligand-gated monoatomic ion channel activity
Source: RefSeq, a predicted model, not a curated record